GUUUGUUAAUAAUACUUUUUGUAUCAUAAGGGGAAAUUCAUGCUCAGGUGAAUGUGUUGAAGAAAAGUAUAUUCUCCUGUCCUGAUGGACUGUCCCCAGUUUGUCUGGCAAAGUUGUCAUGAAGAUAAAAAGAUGGCUUUUCUAAUAGAUGUGAAUGUUCCUUUUCUGGGUUUGUUGUACAUUUUCCACUUCAGUAAGAUAUAUGAAGUCAUGCUAAUUUCUUAAAUAUUCUAGUCAUUCUAUAAUUUUAUAUAAUAGCAGCUCUGACAACAGUGCUGCCUCAAUCAAAUCAGAUAUUAGCUUAAAAAAUAGGUUGGCGAGUGGGCAAUAGCUGCUUAUAACAUCUGAUAACAGGAACUAACUUUGUUUUGCGAAUGUUCCACAAAAUUAACACUUGGACAAUAUUAGUCUUGAUGUCUAGGUAACAGUUAUCUUCUUUUUGUCCUAAUUCUUUACAGUAAUAUAAAACUUUACCCUUUAGUGGUUUAUUUGGCAUAGACAUAGUAUGGGUAGGAUUGCUAUGCUUUUUGAUUAUUGUUCUACAUCUGUGUGCAUAUAGAUCUGGUUCAGAAAUUGUGUGCCCCCUAGUUGAAUGUGGCCAGCCUUACAUACCUCAUUUAUCAGUUACUAUUCGAAACUCCCCUCCAAUCGUGUCCCCUGCUUGGUCUGGCUAUUUCUGGUGUGGUGGCCACUGGGCUCAGAUAAAAGAAGAAUCUGAAAGGUUGUUGCUUUGGCAGCUUCAGGGGGAACCAGUCAUUGUACCUCAGCCAUUCUCUCUGAGUUCAUGCUUCCUUCUUGAGUACUUGAUAUUAGACUGCCAUCUCUGUAGCUUGUUGCCUGCUCCUGCUGCCAGCUUGGUUUGAUGUUUAGUGAACAUGCGGGCUGUAAAGUGGCCUGCUUCUUCUGCCUGUGACCCUGCCACUGUGGAGGUCAAGAUGGAUGACCUGCACCAUAAACUAGACCAGCUUUUAGCACGCAGCUCUGGGGGAAGCUGCCCAAUGUGUGGGAUCUGCACCCAACACAGCAGGCAGCAAGAGGCUACAGCUAGUCAGCUCUCAGCUCAGGCUAAGCUCCUCGAGAACCUGGAGAGGAAAGUCAUGGACCUGAGGAAUGCGCUGGAGGAACUGACGCACAGUAUAGAAGGGAGGUCUGGUGACAAAAUGUCUGUACCUUUAGCAGUACUGCAAAGAAGGAAAUCUUUGCCUGUACGGGUAUCAGUGGAUGAAGUCUAUGUGCAGUUGGAUAAACUCAGAGAUCAAAAAAUAAUCCAGCAUACUUUUAAUGCACCCUGUGGGAAAGGUCAGGAAGACAUUCUGAUUGAAGACACAGAAGGUGAGGGGCUAAGAGGCAAUGGAUCGCCAUUCAGAAAUGAUUGUGCAGAAAACAAAGCUCAGCAUGAUCCUCAAUCACACAAAGAUAACAAAGAUUUAUCAAAAGUAACCCCACGCUGGGCAACACAGCCUGGGAAUAAAACACCAAAUAUAGCCAAGACUGGCGAAGUGAAAUCACCAUUAAGCCAAAAUAGUUCCAAGACAACAGGGGUGGCUUGUUGUACAGCUGCAGCAACCUCAAAGAUGGAUACACCUCCACAAAAAAUGCUUACACGUCCAUCAAUGACGCAUAUUCCAACACCAGAGAUGAUUACUCCACCACCAAGUAUAAGUCCAGCGCCAGUGGAGAUGACCGCGCCAAAACCAAAGACGAGUAUGCCUCCACCAAAAAUGGAGACAAUUACACCUUCACCAAAGAUGAUCACUCCUCCACAAAAGGUUGUACCAACGAUUCCAGCUACAAAAAGCACAACAGCGACAACACAAAACCUAACAUCAAAGACCACAAAAGCUCCUGUUCCCUUUAAGGCAGCUGUGUCUUCACCUACCACAACAACCAUACAAACUUCAGUAGCAAGAUCUACAGCACUGGCAACAAAUCAGAAGAUCCCAGCUUUAUGGACUGCUCCAGUCACAACAACAUCUCCAGCUGUGGUUACGUCCAUGUCCAGUAAUCUACCAAGGUUUAAUGUAACAGAUAAUACUGCACCAAUAUCAUCAGUCUAUAGUCUUCAAAAGGCAAAUUUGGAAGUUCCUGUUGUAAUGUCCCAAGGCAAAAAGUCUUCAUUUAAAUCCUCACAAUCACCUGUGCUGGAAACAGUAGACUCAAAAUUAUCCCAUCCAAAUGGCACUAUCACAAAACCAAUACUGACACCAAAGACAAUUGGACUUCCUCUCACAAGUUUGGUCACCUCCAUGCCCAAUUCUCCACCAGAACCCUCAGCUACAGAGAACGUGGCACCAAGCCAUAAACUUCCAAUGGUGAUGAACAUUGGUGCUCCUGUGGCGACACCACAAAACUUAGACAAGCCUUCAACAAAUGAACAAACAACAAAAACACUAGCAACUAAACUGUCUACAAUAUCACCCCCCACACCAUCAGCAGCAGCCUCCUUUCUCAAACAUGUCUACAGCUGUCCUGACUCCUUGCAAAGUCUUCAGGGCCCUGAAGGAAAGGCUGAGUCUGCUACCAAGGCAACACCGCUAUUUGGGAAGCCUGGUAAUGCAUCAUCAGGAGUCACCUGCACCGGACCAAAUAAGACUGCAGGAAUACAGAUCAAAAUAAGUCCAGCGACUGAGAGAACCACAAGUCAGAACAAAAUGCCACCCAAAACCUGCUUCAAAAUUAUAGAUGAUGUUCCUCCACAGCCAGCGCCUUUCUCACACCGGUGUGUGUCUCUAAAGACGAGUCCUCCAUCUGACUUCAGCAUCCACACCCGAGAAGUGCUAGGAGGCGGACGUUUCGGCAAAGUGCACAAAUGCACUGACAAUAAAACCGGGCUAAGACUGGCAGCAAAGAUCAUCAGUUCGAGAAGUGCCAGAGAGAGGGAAAUGGUGCUGAAUGAGAUCGAAGUAAUGAAUCAGCUGAAUCACGCCAACAUCCUUCAGCUGUUUGAUGCCUUCGAGACCAAAAAUCAAGUAGUGUUGGUACUGGAGUAUGUGGAGGGAGGCGAGCUGUUUGAGAGGAUUGUGGAUGAGAGCUGUCCCCUGACUGAAGUGGACGCCAUGGUGUUUGUGAAGCAGAUCUGCGAGGGAGUCCAGUACAUGCACCAGAUGUAUGUCCUUCACCUCGACCUAAAGCCAGAGAACAUCCUUUGUGUGAAUCGGUCGAGUCAUCAGAUCAAGAUCAUCGACUUUGGGCUUGCCAGAAGGUACAAACCACGAGAAAAGCUCAGAAUUUCAUUCGGGACACCUGAGUUCCUGGCACCAGAGGUGGUCAACUUUGACUUUGUUUCCUUCCCUACAGAUAUGUGGACUCUAGGAGUUGUCACAUACAUGCUAUUAAGUGGCCUAUCUCCAUUUCUGGGUGAUGAUGACAGCGAAACCCUAAACAACGUAUUAACAGUCAACUGGUAUUUCGACGAGGAGACCUUUGAGCAUGUCUCAGCUGAGGCCAAAGACUUCAUCUCCAACCUGCUCAUCAAAGAGAGGAGUGGACGUCUUAGUGCUGCUCAGUGUCUUAAGCACCCCUGGCUGAAUAAUAUAUCAGAGAAAGCAAAGGGCAGCAAUAUUGUCCUAAAGUCGCAGGUUCUCCUCAGGAAAUACAUGGCCAGGCGGCUGUGGAAGAAAAACUAUAUCGCUAUAGCAGCAGCCAAUAGGUUUAAGAAGAUUGGCAGUUCAGGAUCCCUCACAUCACUGGGAGUUUGAAAUGUUACUCAUCACUGAAUUGUAAUGUUAUUUUAUCAUGUCUGUGCAGUUUCUGGUUAAAGAGAUCAUGAUAAUAUCUAAAGAUAAACAGAAGUCAUGUUACAGUUAUUUAUGUAGAUUUUAUUCUUGCCUCACGCCCAGUGUUCUCAGGAUAGGCUCCAGAGACACCAUGACCCUGAUGAGGAUAGAGCGGUUACUAAUGAUUGCAACAUUAGACUUUUAGCUCCAGUGCAAAGUGAAGAAGUAAACCUCAGACACCAAACAGGGCUUGGCUUAUAGACCACAUAUGAUUUUCAUUUCUGUGUAACCUUUUUUCCGUUAUCGCUGUAAUAAGAAUAGGAAACACGUUAGUGAAAAAAAACACCACAAUUCCCCACAAUAUGAAUAUGAAUAUGAAUUAAUACUUAACAACUAUAGACUAUUAGUUUUAAGAUUGCUGAACUGAUGUCAUGUCUUGCUUAAGAUUAAACUUAAACCAUGUCUUAACAAUAUGUAUUUUUCUUUAUUAAGCA
Molecule: messenger RNA, 4210 nt
Organism: Pangasianodon hypophthalmus (striped catfish)
Lineage: Eukaryota; Metazoa; Chordata; Actinopteri; Siluriformes; Pangasiidae
Gene: mylk2
Product: myosin light chain kinase 2
Exons: 16
Coding region: 876-3698 (940 amino acids)
Biological process (GO): protein phosphorylation; positive regulation of apoptotic process; intracellular signal transduction
Cellular component (GO): cytoplasm; nucleus
Molecular function (GO): protein serine/threonine kinase activity; ATP binding
Source: RefSeq, a predicted model, not a curated record